Scylla paramamosain (green mud crab) is the source of this 1600-nucleotide messenger RNA. Its product is annotated as fibrinogen C domain-containing protein 1-like. The record is from RefSeq and is a predicted model, not a curated record. Bases 153 to 1262 code for a protein of 369 amino acids. NCBI's taxonomy places the organism in Eukaryota, Metazoa, Arthropoda, Malacostraca, Decapoda, Portunidae. The transcript is spliced from 8 exons.
CUCCGCACCCUACAAUUUCCUGACGAACUGAGGGCCACAGGAAGCAUUUUCCCGAGGGAGGACGUGGGUGGGUGAGUGCUUCUCUAUGUUGCCCAGACCACUGGUGCUCCACACGCCGCCAGCAAUACACCACUCCCCGUCACCUAGCAGAAAUGUGUGUUGAUGUCCGUUUGGUCUGCGUGUGGGUGACGGUGAUGGCAGUCGUGUAUGUAACAGCGGCUGUUGGGCCUCGUCGGCCGAACAAUAACGACAUCGACAGUGUUAAUGACAGAAACGAUUACUUAACCGAGGAAUUGGGCUUGGCAACAUUUGGUCCUGCUCUCCUGCAGGAGUUACACACCAUCACCGAUCUGGUUUUGAGUAUUAACAAGCAAACAGCCAAGCCGCCGCACCUACCGGAGCUUCCACCUGUGGUCCAAGACUGUUCCUCACUGCGUCUGGCGGGGAUAAGGGGCAGCGGAGUGUACCACGUGUUCCCGUUCACUUUCAAAGUGUACUGCGACAUGGUGAAACACGGGGGGGGUUGGACAGUCAUACAACGCAGACAAUCACAAAAAGUGCAGGAAAACUUCACAAGAGAAUGGAGUUCCUACCGGGAAGGUUUCGGGGAGUUGAGGGGAGAAAUGUGGCUGGGUCUGGAGGCCCUGCACCUGCUCACACACUCCGCCCACUACGAGCUGAGGGUGGACAUGGUCGACUAUGAGCUGGGACGCAAAUACGCCCACUACCAGGUUUUCCAAGUGGGUCCGGAGAAGGACGGUUACCGCUUAUUGGUGGCCAACUACUCAGGUGACGCAGGCGACGCGCUCUCGCGCUACCACUCUGGGCGUCGCUUUUCAACCUUUGAUCGUGACCAGGAUAUGACCCGAAAUAAAAGUUGUGCCCAGGACAAGGAGGGAGGCUGGUGGUUCGACGCCUGCUACUCUGCACAUCCCAACGGCCACUUCCCUGCCACGCUUGGGCGGAGGGACAGUAAGAACAUCCGUUGGUGGAAGUCUCGUGAACAGGUACUCGUCCUCACUUACAUUGAAAUGAAAAUUCGCCGACGGGCCACACGUGACGCUACGGUGGUGAGGGACGAGGACGUUGCAGACUCGAACGGCGAUCAGCAUGACCAAGGCCUUGACCAAGACGAUGACCAAGGCUUAUAUGCCGAUAAAGAGAACGUAGAUUACAAGUUUGAUGACUACCUGGCACACAACAACCAUUCUGGUCUAGAGGGCCGCUCGGACACUUUACCUUGGGAACUGCAAGUUGACUAGUUUUCUUACCAUUUAUUGUUGUUGUUGACUAGUUUUCUUACCAUUUAUUGUUUAUUAUUAUUAUUAUUAUUAUUAUUACUAUUAUUAUUAUUAUUAUUAUUAUUAUUAUUAUGCAUCAACUGAUUAUUUUGCAGCUUAUGUUCUAAUACUUUAAUAAACCACAAAUGAAUUAUUCGUAUAAAUCAUAUACUAAUAAUAUGUGCAAUAGAUUCAUACAACAAUAAUAACAGAUGCAAUAAAUUUACACAGAGUUUGUGGAUGGGAUAAUUAUUUGGCAGAAGACGCUUUGCACUAGUUCUUAACUGAUAAAGAAGCAAUUAGAUCUUUACAGAAUAAAA